Saitoella complicata NRRL Y-17804 is the source of this 678-nucleotide messenger RNA. RefSeq lists its product as uncharacterized. Lineage: Eukaryota; Fungi; Ascomycota; Saitoellomycetes; Saitoellales; Saitoellaceae. Gene Ontology annotation, cellular component: MICOS complex; mitochondrial crista junction. Gene Ontology annotation, biological process: cristae formation. The record is from RefSeq and is a predicted model, not a curated record. Bases 1 to 678 code for a protein of 225 amino acids. The transcript has 3 exons.
AUGUUCAGAUCACUCAAGUACCUCACCGCGACCGGUGUUGCCGCCGUCGGUGGAGCUUCGCUCUUGACCUCUAACCCCGUCCACGCCGAGGCUACUCCGUCCCCCUCUGACCGUCUCGGUCCCUACAAGAAGCCUAUCUACGACACCCCAGUCACCACCACAACCCUCGAAUCCAUCCCCCCCUCUCCCCUCGAAGUCCACAUCCGCCUCGCCCGCCAAAAGGUCUCAGAAGAAUAUUUCGCUGCCCGCGCCCACCUCCACUCCGCCGUCAACUCCUGGAUCGGAUACGAGAAGGCCGUGGAAUCCACCCUCCGCGAAGUCGCACCCCGAAAUGAAGAGUUGUUGCCCGGAGCGAUUUAUGUCGUUGUUUCUGGAAUGGCUGGAUCGAUCGUCGCACGUAACAGGAUUUGGCCGUUGCGGAUGUUCACCUCGGCUCUUUUCCUCGUCGGUGGAGCGCACUAUUUCCUUCCUGAGACCGCGAAGAAUGUGAGUGAGUUGGCUUGGAGAUACGAGCAGCGUACUGUGCCGCAGGUUGCAAAGGUACAUGCGGAGGUUAGGGAGAAGGUCGAGACUGCGAUCCAUAAUGUUGAGGAGGGUGUGGAGAGGGCGGAGAAGGUUGUUACUGAGGGUGUUGAGAAGGGGAGGGAGUAUGCUAAGGAGCAUUUGGAGCAGAAGUAA